AUGGACCCUGCAACGAAUGAGACAUGGGCUGAAGUCCAGAUGACGCCCAAUCCAUUGACAACUAUGAGCACUACCGUUGCACUGGUAGCUUGCUCGAUCAUAGCUCUCAUUUUGGGCAUCCGGCUAGCCCGGUCACCGCAACCAGCGAGUGAACCCUUAGAAAUCACACAACUAUACAUAUAUCCUAUCAAAGGGCUAGGAGGAUGCGCUGUGCAACGAGCACAUUUGGGCAAGUACGGCUUAGUCGGAGAUAGGACGUUUUCCCUGCAAAAGGUCAUUCGGGAUAAGACCGACCCAUCCAAGAAGACGUAUGAGACCAUGUUCAUCGGCUACUAUCUCUAUAUGGCACUAUUCCGGGCUUCAAUUGAGCAUGAUGGAAGGCAAGAAAACGCGACCGAUGGAGAAGUCAUAGUAAAAUGGCACGGCCGGGGAACGGAGCAUGGCAAAUCUAUCAACGAAGCGAACAUCACCACCACUGACGAAAUCCGAUUCGCCCUAUCGCCAAGUACAGAGGGGCUAGAAGUGAUCGACACAAGCCUUCACGUGAGCCAGGCCAAAGCCUACGACAUGGGCGACGAACUUGCGACGUGGUUCUCGGAGCGCCUCGGUGUUGAGGCGAGACUCGCCUAUAUUGGUGACGGCUCGCGACCUGUCCUGGGGUCUUUGGCACCAAACAGCAAAGCAGGUCUGCAAAAGGCUAGACUCGCUAGACGUCUCAGGUCAUUCGUCCCAUUUGCCCGGUUUCCCGAGGAGCGUCUUGUCUUCAACGACCUUGCACACUACCUCGUCGUCACUGAAGAGUCCACCGCGGAGGUUUCUUCUCGCCUAGAAGGCGACUUGACGAUGGACGUUCGAAAGUUCCGCCCGAACCUCGUCGUCAAAGGCGCAAGCGGUCCCUUUGCAGAGGACUUUUGGGGCGAGUUGACGUUCGACGGCGGUGUCCAGAUGCCUCUGACGGCCAAUUGUUAUCGUUGCCAGAGCAUUACUGUUGACUAUGAAACUGGCAAGACUGCGAGUGACGAUCGUGGAUUGGUGUGGAAGAAGCUGAAUAAAGAUCGCCGAGUUGACAAGGGCGCCAAGUAUAGUCCUGUCUUUGGACGUUAUGGGUACUGCUUUGGAUCAGCUGUUGGAGAGAUACUAAGCGUGGGACAGAAAGCGCGAAUCUCCCGCGUUAAUUCGGACAGAACGACUUUCGAUUGGCCGCAUCUCACAACGUUCGGCAUCAACCAGAAGAAAAACUAG
Molecule: messenger RNA, 1242 nt
Organism: Colletotrichum paranaense
Lineage: Eukaryota; Fungi; Ascomycota; Sordariomycetes; Glomerellales; Glomerellaceae
Exons: 3
Coding region: 1-1242 (413 amino acids)
Molecular function (GO): molybdenum ion binding; pyridoxal phosphate binding; catalytic activity
Source: RefSeq, a predicted model, not a curated record